GACUCACAUGUCUGCAAGCAGAACUCUGAUUUUCGUGGAAACAUUUCAUUUGGUGUCCUGUUUGCCCGCGAACGCGGACAGAUUUUCCCCUGUAAACAUGGUAAACACAAAGCCAAAAGAAGCAUUUUAUGACGUCACAACAAAUUUAUCAAGAGAGCGAGUUGGCACUAGAUACCACAAUUCCUUGCGCUAGCGGAACUUGUAAUGUUUUCGGAAGCUUCCUUCGCUGACGCUGUAGUAGCCGGCACUUUUUGACACUUUUUUUUCGCGAGGAUUUUAUUGAUUUUAUUGAUUUUAUUGAACAAUAGUGACCACUUAAUUCAACUAAAGGCGCAAUGGAUGACAGGCAUUUGGGGUCGCACUUAAAGACCAGUGAAAAGGUGCUGAAAUCAGUAGUGAAGCUGUUUGUUCAGAUUUCAACUCCUAACUACAGUAUGCCGUGGCAGAUGAAGCGUCAACAGCAGGUGUUUGGUUCAGGCUUUGUUAUUUCUGGAAGAAGAAUUCUUACAAAUGGACAUGUGGUAGCAUACCAGAAAUCUGUGCGAGUGCGCAAGCAUGGAGAUGCCAAGAAGUACAAUGCUCAUGUGAUUCAUGUUGGUCAUGAGUGUGACAUUGCCAUGCUGGGUGUGGCAGAUGAGACCUUCUGGGAGGAUCUAUGUCCACUGGAGUUUGGCGAGAUCCCUGCCCUUGAAGAGGAUGUGGUUUGCGUUGGUUUCCCGACUGGUGGAGACAACAUCAGUGUUACACGAGGCGUGGUAUCCAGAGUCGAAAUUCAGCGCUAUGCACACUCUGCUGUAGAACUGCUAGCCAUUCAGAUUGACGCGGCAAUAAAUAGUGGUAACAGUGGUGGCCCUGCCCUCCAGGAUGACAAAGUAAUUGGGAUUGCUUUUGAGACUCUGGAUAAUGCUGAGAACAUAGGAUACAUUAUACCUGUGACAGUAAUAAGACAUUUCUUGGGCGAUAUUGAAAAAAGCGACAUGUAUAAUGGUUUUUGUCGGCUUGGAAUCAAAUGGCAGCCAAUUGAAAGCGAGCACAUGAGGAAUUACUUUCAGCUGUCAAUGGAACAGACGGGAGUUCUCGUUACAAAGGUGCUUCCACUAUUCAGCUGCAGCAGUGUGUUAAAACGAGGAGAUGUUCUCAUGGCUGUAGAUAAAGAAGUGAUCGCAGAUAAUGGAACGGUGCAUUUUCGAGGAAACGAGCGCAUCUUAUUUGAUUACAAACUGUCACAAAUGUUCAUCGGCGACAUCUGUAAGUUGAAGAUUUUAAGACAAGGUCAUGUUAUGGAGGUUGAAGUUAAGCUGGACUUGAUAACAUCGCUUGUUCCAACUCAACUUUACGACAAGAGGCCCAGUUAUCUGGUAUAUGCCGGCCUGGUGUUUGUGUCUCUAUCCCAGCCCUACAUGCAACAUCAAUACGGCAAGGACUGGGCUCGAAAGGCACCUAUAAGACUCUGCGAUCGUGUUCUCUAUGGCAUUUUGAAUCAAACUGGGCAGGAAGUCAUUCUACUGAGUCAGGUUCUCGCCUCUGAGUUAACCACUGGCUACGAGACAAUGGCAAAUUUACAGCUGUUCAAAGUCAACGGAAGACCAAUUCUAAAUCUCAAGCAGCUUGCGUCAGUCCUUGAUGAGAUAACCAAGCCUUUUAGCAAAUCAAAAGAUUCUCAAGACCCAGGCGACAAAAUGGAGAACAUUUUGACUACUGAAAGCUGUGUGAAGGUCAACAGCCUUUCAAAACAGGCGGCGGCGGUUGUUGAUAAAAGCUCUGAACCAAACCAAAGGCAGAGCGACAACAUUAUUCCUUUGAAAGAGGUCGGUGCUAUUGAUGAUUCCGAUCAAAGUCGCUCUUGCGCUAAGCUGAAAACUUUAGAGGACGUCAAGAAAGACAGUGAGAGAGGAAAUUUAGUUUGUGAGAGUGAGAACGUUUCCUUGGCCCAUUACAGGAACACGGCCGUGGAGUGCAGAAAACAGGACUUCGUGAAAGCGGAUUCUUGUUCAUCGGACUCACUGUUUUUGUCGACAACACAUACAGUGGAUACGAGUUCAGGCGUAGAGGAAGACCCAACUCUUCUGAACAGAGAAGACUUCGUGCAUUUUGAGCUCGAUAAAGACAAGAUUAUUGUUUUGCACAUUCCAACCGCUUACAAAGCCGCCCCUGAAAUUCUACAGCAGUAUGCCAUAGGUCAGCCUCGAUCUGAUGACCUGCCCCCUCCACCUUAAAUCACGUGUUGACCAGCUGUGACGGGAAGAUUCUUUUAUAACAGCCACUUGCAGUCUGUGAUCCUUGCAGAAUUCAUUUGCCGGAAAAAUUCAAGCGAAUUUUAAGCACCAGUAGAUGCGAAAACUAAACUACUUUGCCAUGACGUAGCGAAAUUUUAACUGGCUUUUCGCUAGAGAAAGUUCAAGCAUUGUUUUUAGAAGAGAUUAAAGUUUCCAAUUGGAAACAGAGAAUUCUGGGGUUUUGAUUAGUCAAAAGCAAGUUUCAGAGCCAAUAUGCAAAGUCGGACCAGGAAGAAAAUACCUUAAGCGUGUAAGUUCUGCCAGAAUUUUCUUGCACUAGUUUUCCAGGUGCUGAUAUAAUACUGAAGUUAGCGAAGACGUAGUGGCGAUCGCUUCGUUAUGCGAUCAUCAUUGUUUUUUUACAAAAUGAUCCUUUUCCAAACUCAGCGUUUUCGAAAGCGCCACGUUUAAACAUCACAGAUAACUGCGCCAAAUUUAUAGACGAAACUCGGAGCUGGUUCUCCACUCUCAAGUUCAAAAAGAAAUUAAGCAAAUAGACAAUUAGGAAUCACGGAACAUUUUUCCAGCUUCAGUGGUCAUCCAAGAAUGAUAUGAAUGAUAUGACAGGACUGUAUUUGUGAAGUGUAUGAAAUAAUUUUACCGUGCGACUACUCGAGCCGGGCCACCUAGAAGAACACGAACCAAUCAAAAAGUAUACUUAGACCAAUGGACUGGUAGUUUCUCGUGACGGCAAGUAACGGUCUGUUUGACCUGAAAACACAAGCACUAUCAACUCCUCUGCGUUAUAUACACUCUUAGAGAUUCAGUCCUUGACGGUGAAUUAUCACAAUCAUAAAUUAAGCUUGAAAACUCAUUUUGCGACAACUAAACCGAAACCGUCGAAAAGCGUACAAAAUGUAGG
This is a messenger RNA of Orbicella faveolata, 3138 nucleotides long. RefSeq lists its product as uncharacterized. The record is from RefSeq and is a predicted model, not a curated record. Gene Ontology annotation, biological process: proteolysis. NCBI's taxonomy places the organism in Eukaryota, Metazoa, Cnidaria, Anthozoa, Scleractinia, Merulinidae. Gene Ontology annotation, molecular function: protein binding; serine-type endopeptidase activity.